Cicer arietinum (chickpea) is the source of this 2220-nucleotide messenger RNA. RefSeq names its product disease resistance protein SUMM2. The record is from RefSeq and is a predicted model, not a curated record. Gene Ontology annotation, molecular function: ADP binding. NCBI's taxonomy places the organism in Eukaryota, Viridiplantae, Streptophyta, Magnoliopsida, Fabales, Fabaceae.
AUGGAGAGUUUCAUGGCUGAUUUGGUGAAGCCAUACAUAGAGAAAUUGAUUAAUGGGGCAUUGGUAGAAUCAAGUUAUAUAUGUUGCUUCACAUGCAUCGCUAAGGAUUUCGAAGAAGAAAAAGCUAGGUUGGUACCAGAAAGGAAAACUAUCAAGGAACGUGUUGAAGUGGCAACCAGUAGAGGAGAAGAUAUUGAAAGUAAUGUUGUUUCUUGGGAAGAAGAAGCUGAUAAGCUCAUUCAAGAAGACACCAAAACAAAACAAAAAAGUUGUUUUGGAUUUUGUCCUAAUUGCAUAUGGCGAUAUAUAAGGGGAAAGGAACUAGCAAAUAAGAAGGAGCGUAUUAAAAAAUUAAUGGAAACUGGAAAGGAACUUUCGAUUGGACUCCCUGCUCGUCUUCCAGGUGUUGAAAGCAAUCAACCUCAACUCUAUAUUUCUUUUAAAAGCAGAGAAUCCAUAUACGAUGAGCUUUUGGAUGCACUGAAAGAUGACAACAAUUAUAUAAUUGGGUUGCUUGGAAUGGGGGGCACAGGAAAAACUACAUUAGCCAAAAAAGCUGGUAACGAAAUUAAGCAAUCCAAACAAUUUACUUAUGCCAUCUUUACGACAGUGUCAAAAUCUCCUGAUAUUAAAAAGAUUCAAGAUGAUAUUGUUGGACCAUUGGGAUUGAAUUUGAAUGACGAUAAUGAAUCAGACCGACCCAGAAAACUAUGGAAAAGAUUGACUAAUGGUGAGAAGAUUCUUCUAAUAUUGGAUGAUGUGUGGGGAGAUCUCGAUUUUAAGGAAAUGGGGAUUCCAUAUAGUGACGAUAAAAAAGGUUGCAGAGUUCUUGUAACCACACGCCAAAUGCCGGUAUGCGACAUAAUGGGAUGCAAUAAGACAAUACAACUGGAGACUUUAACUGAAGAAGAUGCAUGGAACAUGUUCAAAAGGCAUGUUGAUCUAUGCAACAAUGCAUCCAAAAGUUUGCUCGGUAAGGCUCAUAAAAUUGCAAAUGAAUGCAAAAGAUUAUCAAUUGCAAUUGUUGACGCCGGUAGUUUGAAAAGACAAAAAUGCCCAAAACAGUGGAAUGCUGCCUUAAUUUCCUUACAGAAACAUAUGUUAAUGCACGAGGAUGAUGACGAUGAACAAGAUAAAAUUUAUCGACGCUUGAAGUUUAGCUAUGAUUACAUGAAGAAUGAAAAGGCCAAGAGACUAUUCCUCUUGUGUUCUGUAUUUCAAGAAGAUGAAAAUAUUCCUAUUGAAAGGUUAACCAAAUUUGGCAUAGGAGCAGGAAUUUUUGGUGAAGAUUAUCAUAGCUACGAAUAUGCUCGAAGUCUAGUAGAUAAAUCCAAAACUAAACUCCUAGAUUCUUGUUUAUUAUUGAAAGCUGAUGAUCAAGAGAGUGUAAAAAUGCAUGACUUGGUUCGUGAUGCAGCCCAAAAGAUAGCAAACAAAGAGAUUCAAAGAAUAAAUCUUUCUAAUAGAAGUGAAAAGGCAUUGGUUGAAAAGGAAAAUAAUAUUAAAUAUUUGUCAUGCCAAGGAAAGUUAAUGAACGUUCUUUCUUGCAAGUUUGGUGGUUAUGAGCUUGAAAUUCUAAUUGUCUACAUAAGGCGCUGCGACGAUGUGAAAGUAGAAUUCCCAAAUACAUUUUUUGAAAAUAAUACAGGUCUUCGAGUUUUUCAUUUAUGUGGUGAUGAUAGAAUUUUGUAUAAUUCAACUUUAUCAUUCCCACAAUCAAUUCAAUCAUUGAAUAAUAUACGAUCGUUGCUUUUUACGAAUGUCAAUUUAGGUGACAUCCCUAUUUUGGAAAGCAUGCAUAGUCUUGAGACACUUGAUUUGGUUCAUUGUAAAAUUAAUGAAUUGUCGCAUAGAAUUACAAAACUACAGAAGCUUAGAUUGUUGAAGUUGGAAUCUUGUGAAAUUUUAAGGAAUAAUCCAUUUGAUGUGAUUAAAGGAUGCUCGUUACUUGAAGAGUUAUAUUUCUUAGACAGUUUUGAUGUUUCUUGUCAAGAAAUAAGUUUCCCUAAAUUGCAAAAGUUUCCCUACUAUAAACAGGUAGAUCUAUAGAGUGAAGUUUGAGAGUAACUCAAAGUCUCCGAGGUAUAAAGCCAGAUUAGUGGUGAAAGGGUUCUGUCAAAGACAAAGUGUUGAUUUUAAUGAGAUUUUCUCACAUGUGAUAAAAAUGUCAUCGAUUAGAACCGUGUUAAGUUUGACAACUACUCUUGACUUAGAGGUAGA